Tupaia belangeri chinensis (Chinese tree shrew) is the source of this 2097-nucleotide messenger RNA. RefSeq names its product kizuna centrosomal protein (gene KIZ). The record is from RefSeq and is a predicted model, not a curated record. The transcript has 13 exons. The coding region runs from base 19 to 2052 and encodes 677 amino acids. Gene Ontology annotation, cellular component: centrosome. Gene Ontology annotation, biological process: spindle organization. Lineage: Eukaryota; Metazoa; Chordata; Mammalia; Scandentia; Tupaiidae.
GGGGCUGACACCGGCGACAUGCACCAGACCCCCGCUUCAUCAGUGCCCCUGGCGAGCCCCGACUACUACGAAAGGCUGGGCCACCUCCAACAAGGGCUGCGGGACAGUGAAAAGAAGAGAUUGGACUUGGAAAAGAAACUCUGUGAAUAUAAUCAGUCUGAUAUAUGCAGAGUUAAGCUGAGAUAUGUAAAACUAAAGAAAUACUUGAAGGAAAUAUGUGAAUCUGAAAAGAAGGCUCGUACUCGAAACCAAGACUAUUUAAAGCGAUUUGAGCAUGUCCAAGUUCAUGUUGGACGCUUUACUACGAAUACAGAGAAACUUCAAGAACUAAAGACUGAGUAUGAGACUCAAAUGAAGAAGAUGCAUCUACUCUCGAAAGACAGCCUGGGAAUAAAAGGUGAACAGAAAGAUGAAGACAGAGAAAAGAUUGCAACACAAGCAGGAAUUAACGCAGGGACGGCCGUGUCAAGAGGAUUGUAUCAACCCGCAACAAUCUUUAUGGGCCACCAAGUGUCAGCCAUUUCAAGCAUUGGAGAUCUCAGCACAGAGCAGAAAUCUCCCCAGCCUACAAAGAACUUUUCAAUUCCUGACCCACAUUCAUACCGACAGACAGCCCAGAGCAGUGAUGUGACAGACAGCUAUGUAGUACAGACUAGUAGUGACACACAGUGCUUAAACAAGUCUGACAAACUAGACGGAAAGACAUCUCUUCAGAUUGGUGAGAAGACGCCAGUCAGAGCCGGUGUAUUGUCUGAGGAGGAACAAACUCAUUGCUUGGAGAUAGGCAGCAGCACCCGUCACGGCAAGAGUAAUUUAUCUGAAGGUAAAAAGUCUGCUGAACUCCAUUCCCCGUUACAGGGAAGAUUAAGUCCAGAGAACAGAACCACUGAUUUAAAGUGUGACAGUUCCAGCAGAUCAGAGGAAGAAAUACUGACACGGGAACAUAUUGAAGUCGAGGAAGAAAGAGCCAGGCCGCCAGUCUCGGCGGUAUCAGUUUCAGAAGACGGUGCAUCUGGAAAUAAGUGGUCUCAAGAGAAGCGUGCUGCUGGGGAAGGUUUCUCAGAUCGUCUUGCUCAUGGAGACCCAGAGUCACAGGGACUCUUCAGAAAAACACAGGAAGAGCAAGAGGAGGAAAGUGAGAGCAGCAGCAGUGACCUCACAGUUUCCGUGAGUGAAGAUGAUCUGAUGUUAAGGAGUCCAGAACCACAGCCAAGUCCAGGUGACAUGGUAGAGGCCGAAGAUGGAGCAGAGGCCUCGAGGCCCAUCCGUGCUGAACAAGAAAGAGGUGUUCUAUCUACCGAGAGAAAUCUUUGUCUUUUACAAACUUCCAGCUCUCCUGAUUCAAGAAAGGAGUCCGGCACUAACACGCCAACAGAAGAAUUGGCACAAGCACCAGACUCAGACUUACUGAGGGCACGAUUGGGCCCGCAUCCUGCUGCCCUGGAAAACCAUAAUUCUCUCAAAGAAGAGGCAACAGCAUUCUCCAGGCAAGCCCUUCCAGAAGAGUGUGCUGAUGGCUCGGCCCUCUACAGUGACGAAUCGUCUUGUAGCUUGCCAUCCUUUCUGAACGACAGUGGCAGAAAGAAGGGAGCAGAGCCCGCUCUGUGGCUCAGUGGUGCGCAUGCAGGCGAGCGAGAAGUUUCAAGUGACUGCAGACAGGAGAGCAAUGAAGAAAGUGUGGGCUUGGAGAUCCCAGUCACAGAAACGAAAGCCUACCAGUUGAAGAAGUCUGCGCUCCAGGAGAAUACAAAUCAAAGUGAGGGCAGAUUUGAAAAGGCAGAUGCUGCUGGGUCGCAGUUGGCAGGUCUGGAUGUUGGCGGCAGCACGGUCAAGACAAAGACGGCUCACAAAGUCGCUUCAGGAGCUAGUUUUCUAUCCGGCGGCGAAGGAAGUCCUUUGUCAAGGCGUGAAGACAAAAGGAAACCAGUGGCCAAUUUCAAGUCUAGAGCCUUCUGGGGUGAGUCUGACGACAGUGACUCGGAAAUUGAAGCUGCUCUACGGCCGAGAAGCCUGAACACAGCCGACGAUGACUUUGAUGAUUUUUAUGAUUAACAAGUUGUCACACCUGUGGGAAAUAAAGUCUUUAAGCUGAAAGCC